CCGUCGCGUCUCGCGUCUUCCCCAAUAGAAAAGCCGCACCAAAAAUAAUCGCGAAAAGAGAUAACGAGAGAGAGAGAGAGAGAGAGAGAGAGAGAGAGAGAGAGAAGGUGAAAGAAAAAAAAAUCCCCGUCCACCGCCCGAGGCCGCGCACCACCGACUUCCCCGGCCGGAGCAGGCGCGAGCGCUGGGAUUCAGUGAGACGAGCCGGGAGGGAGCGGGCGAGCGAGGCGCCAGAUCGAGCGGGGACGAUGAUGACGGACCCGACGGAGCCGGAGGCGGGGCCAGAGCAGGCGGCGCCAGGGCCGGGGGAGGCUCCGGUGGCAGCUCCGGUGAAAAAGAAGAGGAACCUCCCCGGGACGCCUGAUCCGGACGCCGAGGUGAUCGCGCUGUCGCCGGGGACGCUGCUGGCGACGAACCGCUUCGUGUGCGAGGUGUGCGGGAAGGGGUUCCAGCGGGACCAGAACCUGCAGCUGCACCGCCGCGGGCACAACCUGCCGUGGCGGCUGCGGCAGCGCGGGCCCGGGGCGGCGCCGCCGCGCCGGAGGGUGUACGUGUGCCCGGAGCCCGGCUGCGUGCACCACUCCCCUGCGCGCGCGCUCGGGGACCUCACCGGGAUCAAGAAGCAUUUCUGCCGCAAGCACGGCGAGAAGCACUGGGCGUGCCCGCGCUGCGGCAAGCGCUACGCCGUCCAUGCCGACCUCAAGGCGCACGCCAAGACCUGCGGGACCCGUGAGUACCGAUGCGACUGCGGCACGCUCUUCACAAGAAGGGACAGCUUCGUGACGCACCGGGCCUUCUGUGGCGCCCUCGUGGAGGAGACAGGCAGGGUGCUGGCACCGCCGGCUCCGCCAUCGCGUCGGCCGCCUGAUUUGGAAGCUGAGGAGAAUGUGGAGAAGGAUAAGGAGAAGGGGGAGGAGGACGAGAAUGAGAAUUCUGCUGUGGCUGAGGUGGAGCAGCCUCAGCGUGUGGAGUCGGUGACAGAGGAACCACAGUGCAUUCCACCACCACCUUCAUUGCCACAGGAGCCACAGGGCCCUCUGUCUCCACCUCCAUUGCCACAGGAGCCGCAGCGCCGUCUGUCUCCACCUCCAUUGCCACAGGAGCCUAAGCGCCGUCUGUCUCCACCUCCAUUGCCACAGCAGCGGCAGCGACUUCCGAAACAGCCUCCAUUUCCACAGGCACAACAACCAGUUGUGGCAUUGGUGCCAAAUGCGGAUGAGCCAGAGGUGGUUGCUGAGCCAACUGUGACUACCAAGGUAGAGGAAGCUGAUCAAGAUGAAGAUGCCUGCUUUCAGGAAGCUGAUCAAUACAAGGAUACUGAGCUCGUGGGCUCCAAUUUGCUGGACAAAGACACUCCAAUGCUUCCAUGCUUCCUCCCCUCGCCUUCUGAGGCCAUUGGUACCGAUGGCAGCAGCACCAGCUGUGGCGCAGGAGGCAAUGUUUCCAAUUCCAUUGCGCCAUCUACAACAACCAACACUUUUGCUGGUCUGUUUGCAUCAGCCACAACAAGUACCACUUCACAGAGUAGAUCACUGCGUGAUCUUAUCGGUGUUGAUCCCACCUUCCUUUGCCUUGCGAUUGGUGCGCCCUCCUCUCUGUUCCCACAGACAAAUGCAAGCAACCCUUGCACCUUCGCUCCACCUCCAGCACCCCACAUGUCUGCUACCGCGCUCCUGCAGAAGGCAGCUGAGGUUGGAGCUUCGCAAUCAAGCUCAUCAUUCCUGAAGGAGUUUGGGCUUGCCUCUUCCUCCUCGUCAUCAUCUCCAUCAAAGCAGCUACCUCGAGGAAGAUUCACUGAUAACAGUACGCAACAUUGGCACCGCCGGAGUAAUCAGCAAAUGGAGAUGGAGCGCCACCGGAGCAAUCAGCAAAUGGAGAUGGAGCGCCACCAGAGCAAUCAGCAAAUGGAGAUGGAGCGCCACCGGGGUAAUCAGCAAAUGGAGAUGGAGUCCAUGUCAAUGCUAUCUAACAGUCUAGGCCUUGGCCUUGCAUGCGAAAGUAGAAAUUCAGGGUUGCCCGACUUGAUGAUGGGACCAUCGCCACUGUUUGGUCCCAAGCCUGCUACUCUGGACUUCCUUGGGCUUGGCACUGGAGGGACCAUGGGUGGCUCCAUGACCAACGGUGGCUUCCCGGCAUUGAUGAUUGGGGGAGAGCUGGACAUGGGGUCUUCUGCACAGGUGCCCGCUCCAUGGGAGGACGCCAAGAGAAAGACCAACGGCCGCACGAUCCUGUGAGGUUUUCUUUUUUGUAACCUUAGGGGUUUUGUGCUUCGGUUCACUCAUUCUUUCAGCAGCUGUGUUGGUAGAGCUAGAACUCUGUAACAUGCAGACUUGUAUAUAGAUCGAUGCUUCUUCCAAUCCUGCCUUUUUUCUGAAA
Messenger RNA from Phragmites australis (common reed), 2376 nucleotides. Its product is annotated as zinc finger protein ENHYDROUS-like. Gene Ontology annotation, molecular function: DNA-binding transcription factor activity. Gene Ontology annotation, cellular component: nucleus. Bases 249 to 2234 code for a protein of 661 amino acids. The transcript is spliced from 4 exons. NCBI's taxonomy places the organism in Eukaryota, Viridiplantae, Streptophyta, Magnoliopsida, Poales, Poaceae. The record is from RefSeq and is a predicted model, not a curated record.